Messenger RNA from Vespa velutina, 4640 nucleotides. RefSeq names its product ataxin-2 homolog. The record is from RefSeq and is a predicted model, not a curated record. Gene Ontology annotation, biological process: cytoplasmic stress granule assembly. The transcript has 10 exons. Bases 373 to 3156 code for a protein of 927 amino acids. Lineage: Eukaryota; Metazoa; Arthropoda; Insecta; Hymenoptera; Vespidae. Gene Ontology annotation, molecular function: RNA binding. Gene Ontology annotation, cellular component: cytoplasmic stress granule.
UGGCGACUGUGCUGCGGCAGUCACCGGGAUCGGGUUGAUCGGGCGGCUUGUGUGCUAGCUUUUAUCGUUUACCACAUGUUGAUUAAUUAAUUAAAAAUAUAUUCUAAGAAAGGAAGAAAUAAUAGGAAAGUACGAUCUCUCUCUCUCUCUUUCUCUCUCUUACAAACACAUUUUCGUAACGUUGUUAGACCGUAGACUCGUGUUGAACAUUUCAUUCCACGCGGAAGGUGGAACCUAGUUACGUCACGCAGCACCAAGAGAAAUAUCGUGUGUCGAGCAGCUCCUGCCUCCCCCGUGAAACAAGAAGGGCACCAUCAAAUAGGCGCCAGAAAUCCACCAACCACUGACGAGGAAACGUCAACGGCUGGCAGGAUGAAUAGCAAGAGAAAGAAUCGUUCUAAUCCUACUAGGUCACCACGAGCAAGAGGGCCACAAGAUAGAUGUGUUGCUGCUGAAGGUGUUUAUAAUAAUGCACACUUUAUGCAUUCUGUCACUAGCCAUGUUGGUAACACAGUGCAGAUACAAACACAAAAUGGUUCAGUUUAUGAAGGAAUUUUUAGAACUUUCUCCAGUCGUUUUGAUGUGGUUCUAGAGAUGGCUCAUCGGGUAGAAAGUUCCGGGAAAAUUAGUGUCGAAAGUGUAGUAGAAAAAUUGAUUUUUAAACCUCAUGAUAUUAUAACGAUGUCUGCCAAGGAUGUUGAUCUAGAUUAUGCCAUAAGAGAUACUUUCCAAACGGAUACUGCUAUUAGUAAAUUUAAUGGUAUAGUUGGAGAGAAGGAACUCGAGCCAUGGGAUGCGCCGUCUACUAUGAAUGGUGAUGAUUUAGAAUUAGAUGGUGGUGCUAACGGAUGGGAUGUAAACGAAAUGUUCCGCAAAAAUGAGCAAAAAUAUGGAGUUCAAACGACGUUUGAACCAUCAUUAGUUGGUUAUACCUUACAACUUCAACGUAAAGAUACGAAAGAUUACAAAGAACAGGAACAGAAAGCAGCGGAAAUAGCAAAUGAGAUAGAAUCUCAACCAAAUCAUAAAGCACGGUUAGAAUUAGAAAAUGGCGAUGAAGAGGAAAGAUUUGCUUCCGUAGUAAGACCAAACGAAGGUAAAUACGUCCCACCUCCUUUGAAAAAGAAAAAUUGGGAUACUGGGAAAUUAAUAAGAUCUACACCACCACCCUCUUCACCAGGAUCUGCAACUAGCAAAUCUGUUUUUAAUCAAGCACCAUCGUCCAACGUCAAUGUAUCGCCUAACAUCCCAGUUGGUCUUCAAACCUCCCAUGGCUCUAUGCCGCAUCCAGUACCUCUUAAUAUGGCAAUGCCACCAACUGGAGUAGUUGUACAUACUACUUACAACACUCCACCCCCUUUUGUAUCUCCUACAACACAAGCAUCUUCUGCAGCAAUGCAACAAACUCAACCACAAUCUCAGACUGCUCCUACUAUUCCUCAAGUUACUUACCCGCAGCAGUCACAACAACAGCAACAACCAUCGCAGCAACAGCAGCAACAACAACAACAGCAGCAGCAGCCACAACAACAGCCACAACAACAGCAACAGCAGCCACAACAACAGCAGCAGCCUCAACAACAGGGACCUUCUAAUAAAAUAAACACAGAAAAGCGUGAACGUCCUGGCAGACAACAGGUUUUUCAAGCAGAUAAAGCUCCGCCAGCUCCUUUUUCACAACCAAAUGCCUCAUCUACGCAUCAACCACAACAAUCAGGACAUCAACAACAUUCCUCUGUACAACAACAGAACUCUACAGAUAUUCAACGUAUUGAAAUAAUUCCACAUAAACAAGAUCAUAGAAAGAUUCCAACGCCAAGGAGUAGAGAAGAACAACACUCAGAACUAAGACAGUUUGCAACAGAUUUCAAAUUAACAGAUUCGACUGCUCAGGAAACACCGUCUGUUUCUCGAAAACAACAGCAGCAUCAUCACCAGGAAGCUCAUCCUACGCCACAAAUUUCUCAACAACAUCAUCAGCAGAAUCACCAACCACAUAAUGCUUCACAACCACAACAACAACAACCUCAACCACAACCACAACAUCAAAGCCCACAUCAGCAGCAUCAAACGGUUCAAGAAGAGUCCGUUGUUACUACCAAACCACCACCGGGGCCAUUGCCUGUACGAUCCACGAGUCCGUCGCAAGCUCAACAGCAACAGCAACAACAACAACAACAACAACAACAACAGCAGCAGCAGCAACAGCAGCAGCAACAACAACAACAGCAGCAGCAGCAACAACAGCAGCAGCAGCAGCAACAACAACAGCAGCAACAACAGCAGCAACAGCAGCAGCCACAACAAAAUUCUUCAAUUACGCAAUCAAAUGUGCAAGAACCAGGAGUGGAAAAAAUUACUACUGCCUUCAAAAAAUCAACUUUAAAUCCUAAUGCAAAGGAAUUUAAUCCAAACGCUAAGCCGUUUACACCUCGAUCUCCCAGUACACCGACACCUAGUCGUCCACACACACCACAAACACCACAGUAUACCGGUGCCACUAUGCCUGCAACAGUUGUCAUGCCAGCAUACGUAAUGACAAGCCAACCACCAACUGCGUUCAGUCAACCACCAGCACAGCCUGUAACAAGAUUUAGAAAAGAUUUUGUCUUUAUAGUGCCAAUGAUGCAACAUCGAGCGCCAGAUAUAGCUUCUCAAAUGCAAGUAGCUGCAGCAACUGGGCAACCAUUGUUAGCACCAGCUCCAUUACACCCACCAUUCCAGGUGUCUUAUCCAGGGCAACCAACCUAUCAGCAAAUGGUACGCAUGGUACAGGCGCCACCGCCACCACCACAUAUGUCCACGAACCCUUACCAUCACCAUCAUGAUUCACCAGGCCCGCAAGCUCCUGGCAUACAGUACAUGGGUCCACAUACACACCCGCAUCCACAUGUUCCACAGCAGCCACCAAGCCAAACACCCUCCCCAGCUAAUCCCAAUCCACCACACACGCAGAGUGCAUACAAUCCUCCUGGAACACCACAGCCUACCUAUCCACAACCACCUCCGCAAGGACACGCUCCAAGUUAUCCAAUUAUGUGCCCCAUUAUCCCACCUCACAUACCAAUACCACCACAACACAUGCAAUAUUUACCCCCUCAACCUCCGCCAGGAGCCCAACAGACUAUACCAGUCAUUCUGCCGCACAAUCAGUAGCCAUUACAAGGACUAAUUAAUGAAAAAGACGAUUACUAGUAUUCUACGAUGGUAGAAUAAGAUUUGUAAGUCCAAGAAACUUUCAUAAUGGUACUGAACACUUUAAUACGUUGCUAUUGUAAACUUUUUUAGCUACGUCAUCUCUCGUUUUCUUAUAAAAGAAGUUACUUAAACGUGCGAACGAUCAGAAUAUUCUCUUACUUUGUUAAUUCGUCAUAUUAGCAUAUAUUGUUCUUUUAAUAUAUAUAUAAAAACGAAUGAAAUAAGAUCAUAUCAAAUAUCGUGCUUUCUGCGAUUAUAAUUUAGUAUGUAGAAAAGCAGAUGUUUUAAAAGCGCAUACGAAAAAAAGAAAAAAGAACAAGAACGCAAAAAGUGUCGACCGUUUUGAAAGUGAUUAAUUUUUUCAAAAUAUGGGUUACUUAAAAAGUAAUACCCUCUCUCCCCACAUCUAUGUGUUUAAGAUUCUCGAGCGUGUACCAUCAAUUCCCUUGGUCAUAUUAGGCACAAAUUAAAGCAAAGCUCUUUUUAUCGAGCCGAAAUAAUUAAUAAUUUCUUCUCAUUAUAAUGCCACAUCCAAAAAGAAAAAAAAAAAAAAACAAAACAAAACAAAAAAUAACAAAAAACAAAAGAAAAUGCAAAAAAUAAAAAAAUGCAAUUUAUUAUUUUAUGUGCCACAAGUGCAGUAGAAUGAAAUAACGAAUACCAAAUCCUAGAUUAUUUUUUCGGUACAUCAAUCCAUUGCUACAUACUGUUUAGAAUUCUUGUAAUCAGGAAGAAAUAAGAAAGAUUACCGAUAGGAAAAGUUAUAAUAAGAUGCGAAUAUCGCUAAUAAAACGAUUGAUAAUUUUCUCGCUAAUAAUAACGAAGAAUAAAAAUUUUGAUGCAACGUAUGUUACUCGAAUUGAAUAGGAUCGACGAUUUAUCUUUGGAAUAUUGUAAAAAUCCAAAGUUACUGCAUUAAUGCGAAUGGUCGUAUAUGGUUCAAGUAUCUUUUUUUAUACGAAGAAGAAGAAGAAGAAAAAAAAAAGAAAACUAAACUAAAGUAAAAUAAAAUAAAAUAAAAUAAAAUAAAAUAAAAUAAAAUAAAAUAAAAUAAAAUAAUUGUGUCAAGCAAUUACAUAAAAACACGAAAGUACACGGGAUAUUUUCUUACUUUACUGUACUUUCAUGCUGCGCCAUGUCUCUUCGUAGAACGAAAGAAACACGAAGAGUGUCUUAUGUAUGUAUGAAUAUAAACAUUUUAAGUACAAUCAAUUACACAUUGAAAAAGAGUACCUCGACGACAUUCUCGUCGUAAGAUCUUUAAAAAAAAAAAGUGGGAGGAGGCUACAUCUAUAACAUGUUUGUAAAUGCGUAUGAGACAAAGAAAAGGAGUAUUUGACGCGUCGUAGUAUUGUUAAAGAUAGUAUUAAUGUCAACGGCGACAAGAUUAAAAAAUGAAAUGAAGAAGAAAAAAAAAUAAAUGAAAAAAAAAAACGUUAUUU